Molecule: messenger RNA, 1699 nt
Organism: Sardina pilchardus (European sardine)
Lineage: Eukaryota; Metazoa; Chordata; Actinopteri; Clupeiformes; Clupeidae
Gene: rhoh
Product: ras homolog family member H
Exons: 2
Coding region: 468-1040 (190 amino acids)
Biological process (GO): small GTPase-mediated signal transduction; engulfment of apoptotic cell; establishment or maintenance of cell polarity
Cellular component (GO): cytoplasmic vesicle; cell projection; cytoskeleton
Molecular function (GO): protein kinase binding; GTPase activity; GTP binding
Source: RefSeq, a predicted model, not a curated record
UGAUACAUUGCCUAGUCUCUUCAUUCGCGUUGUGAAUAACGACUAGGCUACAUAAUCGCCGGUAUUUUUAGAUUAGGUUAAAUUCACUGGAAGUGUUUAUCAGUUUAAUCAGUGAAAUCCGGUGUGACUUUCAGCGUGUAUAAAGGGGCUUAUAAUUUUGAUAAUUUAGGCCUAAUAUUUUACCAAUAUUUCAUCUGUCCGUUUCUCAAGAAGUUUGUUCAUCGAACACUGAAGUGGUGUCUGACUGUUACGUGAAGCAAGAUGCCAAAAGGAACACUGUGAGGGCCAAGCUGAGCGUCUGCUCUUUGACUUUUUUUUGACAUUUUAACCAACUGAUCAGACGACACUUGGACAAGGCAGUGUCCGUCAUGUGCAGCACUGACCCCUGCCUCUGAGCUCUCGUCCAGCUCUCCCCGCGGGACUAAAGAUCACGGUAGUGUGGCCGGUUCCUCCUCGGCGUGUCGAUCAUGAACUCCAUUAAGUGUGUUCUGGUGGGGGACAGUGCGGUGGGCAAGACUGCUCUGCUCGUGCGCUUCACCUCGGAGACGUUCCCAGAGAUGUACAAGCCCACCAUUUAUGACAACACCGGAGUAGAGGUGUUCAUGGACGGUGUGCAGAUCAGCUUGGGCUUGUGGGACACGGCCGGAAAUGACACCUUUCGCCAUGUGCGGCCCAUGUCCUACCAACAGGCAGAUGUGGUCCUUCUCUGCUACUCAGUGGCCAAGCCGCCAUCUUUUACCAGUGUGCGGCAGAAGUGGAUGGCGGAGGUCAGAGAGCAUCUCCCUCGCGUCCCGGUGCUCGUGGUGGCCACGCAGACGGACCAGCGGGAGAUGGGCCCUCACCGCGGCAACUGUUACUCGGCAGCAGAUGGGAAGCGGCUGGCCCAGGAGAUCCGAGCCCGGGGCUACCUGGAGUGCUCUGCGCUUAGCAACCGUGGUGUGCAGCAGGUGUUUGAGUGUGCUGUGCGGACAGCGGUCAACCAGUCCAAGAAGAGGUCGCGUCGCCGCCUCUUCAGCUUUGACCUCUGCAAGACCUCCUAACCCUGACUGGUCGCGCCGCCUCUUCAGCUAUGACCUCUGCAAGACCUCCUAACCCUGACUGGUUGGCGGACCCCAUUGAGAUGUCAGUGUCAAACACAAGCAUGCUCAGAGCUCCGCUCACAGCUCUCCACUUAUAUGGUUAUAGACACUAAAAUCAACUGAUCUUCAGAUGAACGUGGAGAGCAAGUUUUACUGAGAAGAGAAAUGAGCCUAAACGCUUAUGGAUCACUUUCGAACUCCCUAAUGUUGUCAUGUCUGUUCCACUAGUGAAACUCCAUCUCAAGACUGACUCUGUUCUUGAAGAGCGAUUGAGUAAUAUUCAUCAGAUUCAUUGUUUAAAUCAAUCUGUGAAUGCAGCGACAGAAUUAAACUUUCAUUUUCAGAGCAUAGUUUUAUGUAAAAUACUCAUAGAUUGAUUCCCCAUGCAGGGUUUAAACAGGAUACAAUUGCAUUUAAAUGAAAACAACAUAAUCAACAGCAGAAAUGUCAUCACUGGACUUUUUUGUUGUAAUGCUUUUGGUAUAAUGUUACGGAAGGAGAAUGGACCAAAGUAUUCAAAUAUUCCUGUUUUCAUGAAAGCACUAUAUGAUUUUUAGAAAUAUGUCUUUUUGGAGUUAAAUGAUUUCUCACCUCAAUAAAGAGAGUAAUUAUUUCACUGA